Messenger RNA from Hypanus sabinus (Atlantic stingray), 2404 nucleotides. Its product is annotated as volume-regulated anion channel subunit LRRC8A-like. Bases 1 to 2385 code for a protein of 794 amino acids. Lineage: Eukaryota; Metazoa; Chordata; Chondrichthyes; Myliobatiformes; Dasyatidae. Gene Ontology annotation, molecular function: protein binding. The record is from RefSeq and is a predicted model, not a curated record. The transcript has 2 exons.
AUGUUUACAGUGACAGAAUUCAAAUGGCUGACCGAUCCUCAAACAGCUUAUCGCAUACUGAAGCCUUGGUGGGACGUUUUCAGCCACUACAUCUGCAUGGUGAUGCUCCUGAUCGCACUGCUGGGUGGAACCCUUCAGAUUGCCCAGAACAAAAUGCUGUGCCUCCCUUGCAAAGUGGUGGUCGAUGACCAUUGCAAGCCCCCUUGGUACAUGAACAAUGCGUCGAGGAAUCCGAACGGAAGCUUCCCUCCCCUGAGCGGGAUAAAGAACCUUCUUGACAGGCAGCAGUAUGCCUUCAUUGACGCCGUGUGUUAUGAGAAGCAGCUUGAUUGGUUCUCCAAGUUCUUCCCCUACCUGGUGCUCUGGCAGACGCUUCUCCUCUUGAUGUGCAGUAACUUCUGGUUCAAGUACCCCAGCACCAGCUCCAGGCUCGAGCAUUUCAUCACCAUCCUCUUCAAGUGCUUCGACUCCCCCUGGACCACUCGGGCUCUGUCCGAGGCAGUGGAGAUUAGUGGUGAGAAGCCGCCCUACCGCAAGACCAGGUUGAUGGCUAGGACGUCCUUCUCUUCCGUGUCCGGCGAGGCUGCCACCAAGUCUGCACAGAACAGGGUGGAGCUUAAUCCAGCAGACGCGGGUGAGAGAACUAUACUGGACCAGAAGGAAGGAGAGCAGGCGAAGGCUAUCUUUGAAAAGGUGAAAAAGUUCAAAGCACAUGUUGAAGAAAAAGACAUUAUCUACAAACUGUACAUGUGCCAGAUUAUUAUGAAGGUCUUCCUGUUAGUUGCUAUCAUUGUCUAUACCCCUUACUAUGUUAUUGAGAUGAAAUUUGAUCUCAAUUGCAAAGUUGACAUAGAGUUAUUUACAGGAUAUAGACAGUAUCACUGUGUCCAUUCUUUGGCAAUUAUGUUCAAGGUCUUAGCAUCUUUUUAUGCGAUACUGGUGGCAGUACACGGUCUGCUGUGUGUCUAUAGCCUGUGCUGGAUGCUCAGACGCUCACUGAAGCAAUAUUCCUUUGAGACCGUCCGAGAGGAAAGCAGCUACAGGGACAUUCCAGACAUUAUAAAUGAUUUUGCUUUCAUUCUUCACCUCUCCGAUCAGUACGACCCCCUUUAUUCAAAGCGGUUCUCGGUCUUCCUUUCAGAAGUCAGCGAGAACAAGCUGAAACAGAUUAACCUGAACUUGGAAUGGACUGUGGAAAGGCUGAGGUACAAGCUGCAGAAGAACCCUCAGGACAAGGUUGAGUUGUCCCUGUUCAUGAUCAGUGGACUCCCUGAUGCUGUCUUUGAACUGAAGGAGCUUGAGGUGCUUAAACUGGAGCUCAUAACAGAAGCCAAUUUUAAAGCAUCAAUGUCUCAGCUGACUAACCUCAAAGAGCUCCAUCUUUACCACACGCCGGCCACUGUGGACCCGCAGGCAUUGAACUGUUUAGCCGAAAACCUGGAAGUGCUGCACAUCAAGUUCAUCGACAUGGAAAAAGCUCCGCGUUGGAUUUUUAAUCUGAGGAAUCUGACAGAGCUCCAUUUAACAGGUAACUUAAAAAUAGAAAAGAACAACUUUGUGUCUCUGAGCGGCCUUGAGAACCUGAAGAAAUUAAAAGUUCUACACAUGAAGAACAGUCUUCCUCACAUUCCAGCCAUUGUCACUGGAACAGGACUCCUCUUAAACAAACUGUGCAUUGAUAAUGAAGGAACCAAACUAACUGUGUUCAAUACACUGAAAAAUAUGGUAAGUCUCACACACCUUGAACUUCAGAACUGUGACCUAGAACGCAUUCCACAUUCCAUUUUUAGCUUGUAUAAUCUACGUGAGAUUGAUCUGAAAGGCAACAGACUGAAGACCAUAGAAGAAAUUAUUAGCUUCCAGCAUUUGAAAUGGCUCUCAUGUCUUAAACUUUGGUACAAUGCAAUAGCGUACAUACCACUGCAAAUUGGAACUCUUUCAAAUCUGGAGCAACUAUACCUCAACAACAACAGAAUAGAAACCAUUCCAACACAACUUUUUUUAUGCAGCAAGUUACGAUACUUGGACUUCAGCAAUAAUCACCUGACUACAAUUGGUGAUGAGAUCAGUGAACUGACUCACCUUCAGUACCUUAAUGUUUCCAACAAUAAUUUGGAAGCUUUACCAAAUGGACUCUUUCUGUGCAAGAAGCUGCGGACGUUGCUUGUUGGGAGAAAUAGCCUGACAAUAUUACCUCCUCUGGUGGGCGAUCUGGUGAAUCUUGUGUCCCUCGAACUUAUGGGAAACCAGUUAGAGGUCUUGCCUGAAGAACUGAGCCGAUGCAGCUUAAAACAGGGCGGGCUUGUGGUGGAAGAGGUCCUGCUAAACACAUUACCUGCUGCUGUCAGAGAACAUUUGAAAGGAAGCGAUAAAGACCAAGUAUAACCGGAACAUGUUUUCAAAU